AUGUCAGAACGUUGGCGCGAAAUCAUCAACGUUCCCUUAUCGCUUAACGAAUUGGAAAACUUCAAAGCCAAUAUCCAACUCACCAGUAAAGAAAUGAACUGA
This is a messenger RNA of Debaryomyces tyrocola, 102 nucleotides long. Lineage: Eukaryota; Fungi; Ascomycota; Pichiomycetes; Serinales; Debaryomycetaceae. The record is from the annotation of a GenBank genome assembly.